CGGAGCAGCGCUAAUGGCGGAGAGCGUGCGGUCGCCGUUUGACUACCGGGAGCCCCCUACUCUCGACAGCGACGGGGAUGGAAGCAAGCCGCCGCCACCGCGCGGGCGCGUGUGUGGCAGGAAGAGGAAGGGGACGCCGGUGAAGGUGUGUGACCGUGCAGCAUAUGUGACGGAGGAUGAGGAGGAGAGUCUGUCUGAACACAGUUACAGCCCAGGGGACGAGCGGUAUCCAGAGGGCGCUGAAGACCGACUCCCUCCGCCGGGCAGCCCGUUCUACCUCACUGACCCCUCACAGCUCUGUGUACCUGAGCUCGAUGAAGAGGGUGCGAGUGGCGUCCGCGGUCCUGUGCUUUUCCACCCGCCACCCAACUGCAGGAUUAGAGAGGUGCAUUGUGGGAGUCAAGUGCGGCUUGUCGUCAUAGCAAUUCGAGACAUUGCCAAAGGCGAGGAGAUCACCGUGGACUACAGCCUGACCGACUGGGGAGAAAAUGCCAUGGGUUUCCAUAGUUCAGUGUCUCCACGUGAAUUUGAAUGUGGAUUCAACCCAGAAAGUAACAUUAAGAAGGAGGAGGAUCCAGGCUCGCUCCCACUCUCUCUCACCGUUUCUGACUACCUCACUCCAUCAUGGUCCCUCUCCCCCUCCUCCUCGCCGCAGUCUCAUUCUGAGGCCAGCGACUCGGACCGCGAGGAGGACGAAGAGGAGGAAGACGACGAUGAUGACGACGAUGAUGAAGACCUAGAGGAACUGCGCGGCCGAAUGAUGACACGGCGUAAAAAACGGAAAACCUCAGCGAGCGUCAAGAAAAAGGCCACGCCCAGGGCCCAGCCCCGCCCACUGUCGUUCACUCGCCCCGACCCUUCCUCUCCCUCCCCCUUCCAGCAGCCUCUGGCCCCGCCCACGACUAACAUAAACAAUAAUAUAAACAUAAACAUUGGGCAUGGCGCAAGCGGCACGCUAUCCCGUCAACAGCACUGCCCGUACUGCGGCCGGCAUUUCCGCUCGCUCGCGCGCCAUCUUGAGAAACACCACGACCAGCAGCCUGAUGUGCGAGCCGCCAUGGAACUGUCGCACCACAAUGCGCAAUCCCCACACACACCGACUGCCACCUCGCAUGUGUUUUCAUCGCCAGCACAACCUCCAUCAACUGCGGGACCGUCACUGUUUUCCCGGGAACGUGAUUCUGUGUCUUCGCCGUCUAAAUCCGGUGCCGUCUCGUUUUCGCUCUCCCUGUCGCCACCUACUUCUUCGAAUAACUCUAAAAAGACCUGCCCCUCCUUCUCGACGACUAAGAAGGCCACAGCGCCCGUUGCCAGCACCGUCAGCAAAAGCUCGCCUGUUACGCCCAAGCCUCCUGCCAGGAGAGGGCGCCCUCCAAAGAAAGAAAAGGAGGAGCAACUGAAGAAACAGGAGGAGCUGGAGCGAGCCAAAGAAGAGGCUCCUCCUACUCCAGGUCAAGAGCAGGAUGAGGAAGAUGAUGAAGAGGAGAAUGAGUUAGACAUGAAAGAAGAAGGGAGUGUAGACGAGAAGAACGGUGAGAUGGAGAGCUCUCAUCAAUCACACAUGCCUCCUCUCCUCUCCUCGCUUUCUACACUGGUUCUAUACCUCCGUCAGCAGCAGCACUCCUCUUUUCUCUCACUUUCUCGUUCGUCCGGCUUGGCAGAGUCGUGGCGUUUGCUGUGCCACUCCAGUUUGGCUCUUCUCAUCUUGUACAACCGUCAUCGCGAGUGCGAGGUCGCCAAACUCACCAUUCAAGACUACCGCGACCGCUCCACACCCUCAUCAAACUCCGUCUCCCUGCUGGAGUCGUCGCUUUCUCCUUUCGAACGCCACGUCCUCUGCCACCUCCCCCGGGUGGGCGUACUGGGCAAACGCAGUCGUGUUCAACCCCUCAUUCUUCCGCCCCAUUCCGAAGCUUGUCUGGAGCUUCUCAUCAAGACCUCCGCGGAUGUGGGUGUCGAUCCGGAGAGCCCAUAUGUCUUUUCGCGACCAUACCACUCUCCCGCCACGCCGCUCCGCGGUACGGACCUUCUCCGAGGAUUGGCACGCACUAGCGGCGCUAAAAACCCCACGGCGCUCACCGCGCCCCGUGCUCGCCGCCAGGUAGCGAUCCUCACCCAACUGCUAUUGCUGGAGGAGGGCGAGAAGCCCGCGGGUGCAGCCGUGAAGCGAUUGGAAGAUUUUCUUCAAAGGGAGUACCAUGUGACACAAAGCUGCACACGGAUUGGUCAGGACCCGGCGCUGAUGAGUCGUGUGGGACGGGUGGUGUUGUACGGAGAGCGAGACGGAGUGCUGUUCAAAGGGAUGAGUCUACAACACAUCUGUCUCGAACUGGAUGUGAUGUCGGGGAACUCUGCCGACUCUUUCUCUGAUGAUUCUGAUAAAGAGGGUGGGAAGAAUAAAGAGAGAGCUGAAGUAGGGAAGAAGAGAGGAUGCAGCGCUCGAAGGCCGCUGCCCAAGAAGAGAAGCAGCCCACACCUGUUACCGGCCACGCCCACUCCUCCAGGUGUACUCAAGAGGCGGAGCUCCCAGGUCAAGUCAGGUAAACGUGGCGUUCUGAAGCGGCCGUGGUCGGAAGCAGAGCGGGAUGCUGUGGAGACUCACCUGAAGCGGAAUAUCAUGGAAUUGCGUGUUCCUGCUAAAGCGGACUGUGAGCGGUGUUUGCAGCACUGCCCCCUGCUGGUCACCAACCAGCGUGACUGGAGGGCCAUUAAAUUCUACUGCCACAACCGCAUUCAGCUGCUGAAGAAGCAGGGACGCAGAGAAGUCAACGGUGCAACCGUCUGUUAACUACAGUAACAACACACACACACACACACACACACACAAAGAAAAAUUCAGUCAUCAUUUAUUCACCCUCAUGUUCCAAACCCAUUGGCAUGAUGCUGAAUACAUUUUUGGUUAAACUUUUCCUUUAAGCUACUGCAGAGUGCGAUGACGGCGUGUGACGCACACAAACACUUUCCACAUUCCUAUGUGUGAGUAUUACUCUGGAUGCUUCAGUUUUAACAGAAGAUCUUUCAAACUAUUAAACUUUUCAAACAUGAACCUCCAGCGUUGCUGAUCCUUUCUGGACGGACUGUAAGCGACACUCAUUUCAGUUUCAUUUGUGUGUGUACGUGUUCCAGUAUUCAUAUUCAAACUGCAGCUCAAAAAUGCAGCAAUGAACUGGUGCAAAUAUUGUGAAGUUAUUCCUGAACUAUUUCAUUUCUAUAUGAAAAUUUUUCAUUUGAAUCUUGCUGUUGGACUGCCGUGAUGCAAGCGGACCAUUUUUACUCCACUAAUAGCUGACGGUGUUAAACGGUGUUUCACUAUUCGGGACCAGCUUCACUUCAGUGAGGCUCAUUGUCAGACUGAUUCUGAGUCAAUCUAAAUGGUCUGUUCAAGACUUUUGACCUCUGUAGAUCUGAUACUGUUAUGUGAAUCUUAUGAAAACAUGUCCAUAUUUCACCUCAAAGCCAAAAGUAAAAACUGACAUUUGUGUAAUACAAAAAUACCUAUUUUUUAAACAAUUAUAGUAAAACAUAUUGUAAUGCAAUCAUUUAAAACAGUAAAUAAGGACUGUAAAGAAAAUGUCCUGAUCGUAUUUUGCUCCGAAAAACUAAAAUGAAAUUCUACUUUGCUUGCAGAAAAAUUAAGCCUGUUUUUUAUUUUUAUUUAUUUUUUUUUUUUUUACAUUGUGACAUUAUUUUCGCAACUUUUACCUCAAUUCUCAUUACUAAUUCAUUUUCACUGAUUAAAUUUUUUUAGAAAUCAUUGUAGAACAGCAUCUUUUGACUUGUGUGUUACGGUAAUGAGAGUGGAAAUAAAACGUCCGGAUGUGUUACGGUAAUGUGAACUGUCAUUAAAAACAAUCGGAAAAGUACAAAUAAAACAUCCGGAUGUGUUACGGGAAUGCGAACUGUCAUUAAAAACAAUCGGAAAAGUACAAAUAAAACGUCUGGAUGUGUUACGGUAAUGUGAACCGUCAUUAAAAACAAUCAGAUGUGUUACGGUAAUGUGAACUGUCAUUAAAAACAAUCGGAAAAGUACAAAUAAAACGUCCGGAUGUGUUACGGUAAUGUGAACCGUCAUUAAAAACAAUCGGAAAAGUACAAAUAAAACGUCCGGAUGUGUUACGGUAAUGUGAACCGUCAUUAAAAACAAUCGGAUGUGUUACGGUAAUGCGAACCGUCAUUAAAAACAUUCGGAAAAGUACAAAUAAAACGUCCGGAUGUGUUACGGUAAUGUGAACCGUCAUUAAAAACAAUCGGAAAAGUACAAAUAAAACGUCCGGAUGUGUUACCGUAAUGUGAGCCGUCAUUUAAAAACAAUCGGAAAAGUACAAAUAAAACGUCCGGAUGUGUUACCGUAAUGUGAACCGUCAUUUAAAAACAAUCGGAAAAGUACAAAUAAAACGUCCGGAUGUGUUACGGUAAUGCGAACCGUCAUUAAAAACAUUCGGAAAAGUACAAAUAAAACGUCCGGAUGUGUUACGGUAAUGUGAACCGUCAUUAAAAACAAUCGGAAAAGUACAAAUAAAACGUCCGGAUGUGUUACCGUAAUGUGAACCGUCAUUUAAAAACAAUCGGAAAAGUACAAAUAAAACGUCCGGAUGUGUUACGGUAAUGUGAACCGUCAUUAAAAACAAUCUGAAAAGUACAAAUAAAACGUCCGGAUGUGUUACCGUAAUGUGAACCGUCAUUUAAAAACAAUCGGAAAAGUACAAAUAAAACGUCCGGAUGUGUUACGGUAAUGAGAGUUUGGCCGUAAAAUGUGCUUAAGUGUUCUGACAAUAAUCUCACAAUCCCCAAAAUCUUAAUGGUCCUAAAUGUAGGCUUCAUUUUCUUCAUGCAGAAUAUAUUGUAUUGAUUUGAGGUUAAAUAUGAAAAGGACAUUUUCUUGACAGGUUUCGUGAGAAAUAAUUAAAUAACUGACAAUGUAAAAUAAUCUGUUUUCACAUUACAGUGAUGAGAAUACAGUUUUUUUUUUUCCAGUGCAUUACAGUGAUGAGAAUUUAGGGGGGAAAUGAAUGUGCGUAUUUGUCAUAAAGAUUCUUUUGCUUUGUGACAUUUUUAUGACCCUAAAAUUAGACUUGUGUUUCCUCACGCAAAAAAACAAAACUAAUUUAUUUUCUUUGAUUUUGGAGUAAAAUACAACCUGGAGUGAUUCACUCAUCUGUGCAUUUAACUAAACAGUUUGAUGACUUCAUUUUUGUUUUAUUAUUGUACAUAUGUUCAUGGUUUGCAAAGACACAAAUAAGCAGCUGAUAUAAACAACAAACUCAAGUGACCCUCCGCCUUAAAAACAAUUCUGACCAAUCUGACCCGGAUUACUGUCACCGUCCUCCAUAUAAUCUGACGAGCUGUUGCUCUUUUCUAAUGUCAGUCUGUGGGAGUCCUGUGUGUUUGGAGAGUUUUAAACAGAAUUUCACAGAAAUUAAUACGGUAAAAUGUUGUUACUGUGACGUUUCUGUUCUGAUUCACAGUCUCUUGAUUUUCAAUAAUGUUGCCGCAUAAUUGAACAAUUUCUUGAAAAUGCAUUAAAAUUUCACCUAAUGUUUUAAUGCUUUAUGAGCACAUUUUACUCGACUUUACGAUAAAAAGUGGGCGGAGCUUAUCGAAGGGUCUUUUGCAUAUUUCAGCAGAACUUGAUCAUUUCAGUUCGACACAGAAAAUGUGUUUUUACAGUCGUUGAGUUUUGAGAUGAACCAAUCACAAAGUUUAUUCCGUUUAUUCUCCCCUGUGCCAACAGAACAAACCUGUUUUAACUGUAAAUUCCCCUUUUUAUCUUUACAGUUCUCUAAUGUAUAUCCAGUGUACACUGAUGUAUCGUCAUGAUGAUAUUAGACAUUAGAAAUGGUUAUGUGAGACAUUCUGUACAUUCUGUAAAUACUGACUUCAUCUUAAAGUUGUUUUCUUAAAUGCUGUUGUAAACGUCUAUCAGAUUUUAGAAAGAUGCUAUAGAGGUUAAUGUCACAUCACAAAACAAGAAAAAGCAUCUUUUAUUCCCAUUUCACAUUGUCAAGUCCUUUAUUAAAAUACAAACAGGUGAAAACAAUAA
Myxocyprinus asiaticus (Chinese sucker) is the source of this 6040-nucleotide messenger RNA. RefSeq lists its product as uncharacterized. The transcript is spliced from 9 exons. NCBI's taxonomy places the organism in Eukaryota, Metazoa, Chordata, Actinopteri, Cypriniformes, Catostomidae. The coding region runs from base 14 to 2788 and encodes 924 amino acids. Gene Ontology annotation, molecular function: protein binding. The record is from RefSeq and is a predicted model, not a curated record.